AGCGACGAGACGUGCCGGGGGUACAGGAAGGACUCCCGUCGCGCCGGCGCUGCCCACAGGCUUAGCUUCCCGCGCCUGCGCACUGCCGCCGCUUGUCUGCCGCAAUGCGCAUGCGCGGCCCCCCGCGCCGGGGACCGGCCAUGGGAUUCCGGAACAUAUCUGCCACGAUGCCUGGGUCUCUUCCGGUGAAUGUUGAAUCCUGCUGGCCCAAAGAUGUGGGAAUUGUUGCACUGGAAAUAUAUUUUCCCUCUCAGUAUGUUGACCAGACAGAGCUGGAGAAGUAUGAUGGUGUGGAUGCUGGGAAAUACACUAUUGGGCUAGGCCAGUCAAAGAUGGGGUUCUGCUCUGAUCGGGAAGAUAUCAAUUCUCUCUGCUUGACUGUGGUUCAGAAGCUCAUGGAGAGGAACAGCCUUUCCUAUGACUGCAUUGGGAGAUUGGAAGUUGGAACAGAGACGAUAAUUGAUAAAUCAAAGUCUGUAAAAACAGUCCUGAUGCAGCUUUUUGAAGAGUCUGGUAAUACAGAUGUGGAAGGAAUCGACACCACUAAUGCAUGCUAUGGAGGCACCGCUGCUCUCUUUAAUGCGAUUAAUUGGAUUGAGUCCAGUUCUUGGGAUGGACGCUAUGCGCUUGUUGUGGCAGGAGACAUUGCUGUGUAUGCCACUGGAAAUGCCAGGCCAACAGGAGGAGCUGGUGCUGUGGCUAUGCUAGUUGGUCCAAAUGCUCCCUUGGUUUUUGAGAGAGGGUUGCGUGGAACCCACAUGCAGCAUGCAUAUGACUUCUAUAAACCAGAUAUGGUCUCUGAGUACCCUGUGGUUGAUGGCAAACUCUCCAUACAGUGUUACCUCAGUGCAUUGGACCGCUGCUAUACUGUCUAUCGCAACAAAAUCCAAGCCCAGUGGCAAAAGGAGAGGACAGACAGACGUUUCACCUUGAAUGACUUUGGAUUCAUGAUCUUUCAUUCUCCCUACUGUAAACUGGUGCAGAAGUCUGUGGCUAGACUCUUGCUGAAUGACUUUCUCAGUGACCAGAACCCAGACACAGCAAGUGGAGUUUUCAGUGGUCUGGAAGCUUUCAGGGAUGUGAAACUUGAAGAUACAUAUUUUGACAAAGAUGUGGAAAAAGCUUUCAUGAAAGCUAGUGCAGAGCUCUUCAACCAGAAAACGAAAGCUUCGUUACUUGUAUCCAAUCAGAAUGGAAAUAUGUAUACCCCUUCUGUCUAUGGUUGCCUUGCCUCUCUUCUAGCCCAGUACUCCCCAGAGCAGCUGGCAGGACAGAGAAUCAGCGUGUUCUCCUACGGCUCUGGUUUUGCUGCUACGCUGUAUUCCAUCAGAGUUACCCAGGACGCCACUCCCGGUUCUGCACUGGACAAAAUAACUGCCAGCCUUUCUGAUCUCAAAACAAGACUCGACUCAAGAAAAUGCAUUGCACCUGAUGUCUUUGCUGAAAACAUGAAGCUUAGACAGGAAACACAUCAUCUGGCCAACUAUAUUCCACAGUGUUCAGUGGAAGAUCUCUUCGAGGGAACAUGGUACCUCGUGCGAGUGGAUGAAAAACACAGGCGGACCUACGCGCGGCGCCCGCUCCUGGGUGAUGGACCGUUGGAGGCAGGAGUGGAAGUUGUCCACCCAGGCAUUGUUCAUGAGCACAUCCCAAGCCCUGCUAAGAAAGUGCCAAGAAUCCCUGCAACAACAGAGUCUGAAGGCGUUACUGUUGCCAUUUCCAAUGGGGAGCAUUAAGAUACCUCUGUGAGGUGGGGAAUGAAACAAGAUGUGAGGGUAGGUAGGGUGAGAGAGAAAGAGGAUUGCAGUAGUGAUCAAGUUUCAGUGUACAGUAGUACUUCACUGGAGUAUGGAAAAAUUACUUAAGCUCCUUGAAAAGAUUUAUCCAAAUACUGUGUGCUGAUAUUUAUGGUAUUUUCUAACUUGAAAUUUGGCUUUGUACUUUGGAGUCCUUCUCACUUUGGUAAUACUGUAGGAGUGGGGCCUUUUUUCUUUUCUUUUGUUUUCUUCCCAGCGUGCAAGCUUAAAGCUAUCUAUUUUGCAAGUGGUAGAUAUACAGUGCUAAUGGGGAUUCCAUUCUGGUGGAUUUUUUUUUUAAAAGGCCAGGUUGGAAAUGAACUAUGACAUAAGCCUUGUGAGCUUGUAAUAUAUACUUAAAUUGAGCUAGUGUACAGAAUGAAGUUUUGUUGAAUUUAUUUCUGUGCUAAUUCUACAAAGCUACAUUGUCUAAUCUAAAGUAGCAAAAAAUUGUCUGUUUAAUUACAUUUUUUUGUGUGUAAUCAAGUGUUUGUAUAACCUGUCACUCACUAGGAUUUGAUAACUUGCUGUAUUUGUACAGUUAAGCCUUGGUAAAAUAGUUGUUUAUUACAAAUUGAAUACUAAUCUGUUUGUUCUGUUGAAAAUGAUGGAGCAAUGAUGCAUGAUGAUAGUGUUUGCAAGUAUUUUGGUUUAGGUUGCCCUUGUGAAACUUAACCUUGGCAUCAGGAAAACACAAAUUGCCAUGGAACGUAGUCCAUUGCUGGCAGUGGACAAUCCACGAAGUGAGCUACUGGCACAGAGCCACAGGGACCUCAUGGUCUGUGAGGCUGAUCCUUAAACUAAAAUAAAGUCUGAGAUAUUUGAAA
Colius striatus (speckled mousebird) is the source of this 2623-nucleotide messenger RNA. It is a transcript of the gene HMGCS1, whose product is annotated as 3-hydroxy-3-methylglutaryl-CoA synthase 1. The record is from RefSeq and is a predicted model, not a curated record. Bases 105 to 1736 code for a protein of 543 amino acids. Gene Ontology annotation, cellular component: cytosol. Gene Ontology annotation, biological process: acetyl-CoA metabolic process. Gene Ontology annotation, molecular function: hydroxymethylglutaryl-CoA synthase activity. Lineage: Eukaryota; Metazoa; Chordata; Aves; Coliiformes; Coliidae. The transcript has 10 exons.